CCAAUGAACGUUUGCCUUAAUGCCUGCUCUACAUUAUUCUCAUUUCUCAUUUGUUGGAAAUGCAUGCCAAUGUGUCUUUGCUUACUUGUUUUCUACACACAAAUUGUUAAAUGUACAGUACAUUGACGAUAGUAAUUCAAAAAUUUCAUAUAUUUAUUAAUUCAAAUUAAAUGGGAUCUACGCACUGCAUGACAUUUACUACUAAGUGUUGAAUGGUUAAAUUGGCGGGUGGCAUUUAAAUGGACGGUAUGGAAUUGGCACCAUGGUAAGGGUUACCAUGUCCAUCUGUUUGUCUGGGGACCUGCCAAAGUUGUAAUUUCCCUCUGUCUGGAUUCAAGUGUGUGAUGUGACUUAGGUUUUUAGUGCCGUGGCAGGGAGGUUCUGACAUUAUUAUGUUUUAAUUGUGUUAUUUAUAAAACCUAUGAGCUGUUCACAUUGUGGCACUUGCCCAAAUAUUGUCCAAUUUCAUUUUCAAACCAUCCAGCAUCAGCACUGUGUAGUCAUUUACCGGUAGUCACUGUUUUUGUGUCAAAUGGCUUUUUUGGUUGAGGUCUGAUCAGAAGCAUAUUUCCAUGCAUCAAAACCCAUUUCAGUCUUGUCACUUUGGAAGGAGUCAUGAUACCUUGUUUCUGUCACACUGACUAUAGGAGAGUCUAGUGGAAAUCCUAGCAGCUGUAGGAGCUCUGGUUUCAUUAGAACAUGGAACUGUAUCCCAAGUGUUUCAACCCAUCCCACUACUUAUUUUCCGUGAGAAUGGGUGUUCUCUUUCCUAAAAAAAACCAUCUUGCAUACCUCUAGCAGAUCAUUGGCUUUUAACCAGGUUAAAUGCUGCUGUUGUCUGCUUGUAAAUUAGAAUGACCUUUUAUUCUCAUUUCUUUAAUUACUUUGUCUUUGCCUGUUGUGUUGGUAGACUAAAACGAAUCAAAGGACUGGGCAUGGGUGUAACUUUUAUAGAUUCUGUUUCAUGCUUUGUCAUGAACAGCAAUACUGUUAGGCAUUAAUGACUUGGCUACAGUAAUUCCCAUCCACCAAAGUUAUUAGCAUUCAAAACUCAGCGAUCCAUCUACCUAUCACACCUAUGUUAGAAGAACCCCCCCUCCCCCCUCCCCCUGUCCAUUCAAGACCUCAACUGACCCCAGUUGAACCCAGGUGGGAAAUCUGGUAAUAUUGCAACCGCUGUCGCCGCUGUUCCCAGCCAAUUAACAGGCAGGCUGGAGCAUGUGUUUUUGAUGCUGCAGAGUCAUGUGUUGGAAUGGUGUGUGCAUCAGUAACGGGAGAGGCUUCAGUGUAAAACAAGACGGUUAUCCAUGAGUAAUGCUCCAUCUAACUCCACUCAAAUGUUUUGUAGAAUUGAGACUACCGUUUCAACGCUCCACUAAUGCCAAGCUCACACUACAAUGCUAUUGACCGGAUUCUUGCUUCAAAGACUCCUUUAAAUCCAUUUUCCAGCUCUCGGAUAAUCUGUGAAAAAUCUGGAAAGAAUCCUUAUUCUGUCUGCUGGAACGGUACUCUGAAGAAGACAUGAUUAUUUUAGUCCCGAGCCAGUCUGGAUCUCAUCGGGAGAGCCCAGUGUAAAUUCAAAAGUUUUAAAUUUUGUCUGGACUUAUGGCUGACGCACAUAGAAUCGUUCUACUAGAAUUCGAUAGAACGAGUGCAUGACAAACCAAACAGAAAAACACGAAACCAACUGUCGGGGACGAUUGCAGCGGAACCAGUUUAAUUGCCCAUUUUAAGUGUUGAAGACAAAUCAGUCUUUGGAUCCACUUAAAAAAUGUAUACAUGACAGGGGAGUAAACUGAAACGAUAGCCUCUGAAUCUUCCGAUAUGAUCUGUCUAUAACCCUAACCUAAAUCAGCUAGCGUGUGCUGUACUGCACAGGGAUUCACUUUAAAAAGACCGUCAUUGGACAGAUGUGUCUCAUUAGACAGGUUUUUAUUAAGCUUUCAAAGAGCUGUAGUGUGAGCUUUGUAUUAGAAUGGGCACCCAACAGCCGCUUCAUUUUAUUUUUUUUGUAGAAGUGAAACCACGGUUUCAACACUCCACUAAGGAUGUGCAUCCAACUCCACUCCCAUUUUUUAUUUGUAGAACUGAGAUUGCGGUUUCAACACUCCACUAAGGAUGUGUGUCCAACUGCCCUCUCCUUUUUUGUAGAAGUGAGACUACCGUUCCAACACUGCGUAGGGGAAUACCUCGCUCGAGGAGGAAUUACAAUGUCAAUAUGGCAACUUUGGCUCAGAGCGGUGAUCCAUUGGAAAGAACUGGAUAUCCAGCGGCAGAAGCUUCAGCGGGCGCCGCGGCCAACCCUAACCUCAGAAUGAACAAAAGGGUGUCUGUUGUUAAAGGCCACUUCCCAAAGCUCGCUGACUGCGCUCACUUCCACUACGACAACGUAGACCUCGGCGCCAUCGUGCUCCAGUAUCUCAGUGAACAGGACCAUGGGGAAGCCAAGUGGGGGGCAGGACCCUCCUCAAAGGUCUCUUUGGUACAGGUCACCUGCCAGGGUAAGUCAUGGCUGGUCAGAAGGUCGUACGAGGAGUUCUGCACGUUGGACGCCCACCUGCAUCAGUGCAUCUACGACAGGCGCUACUCCAGACUGGCACCGCUGCAACCGCUGGGACAGACGGAGGACAAGACGGAGAUGGUCUGUACUCUGCUGGCGGAGUACCUCCGUCGACUGUCGGGCAUCAUCGACAACAAACUCAACUGCGGACCUGUGCUCUCGUGGAUGGAGAUCGACAACCGAGGCAACCGCUUCCUGCUGAAGGAGGAGGCGUCUCUCAACGUGCCAGCCAUUGCUGCUGCCCGUGUGGUGAAGCGCUACACCGCGCAGGCCUCUGAUGAGAUAUCUAUAGAGGUUGGAGAUAUCCUGUCUGUGAUUGACAUGCCGCCCAAAGAAGAGACCAGCUGGUGGCGAGGAAAGCAUUGCUUUCAGGUGGGCUUCUUCCCCAGUGAAUGUGUAGAGCUAAUCAACGAGAAACAGACGGGCAGUGCGUCCGGCACUAAGACAGAUCAAGAUGGAACCAGCUGUCCCGGACCUGACUCUCCCACAUCAGUGUGUAAGAAACACGGCAAGAUGCUGGGGUUUCUGAAGACCUUCAUCAAAUCCAGACCAUCCAAACAGAAGCUGAAGCAGAGGGGGAUACUCAGGGAACGGGUGUUCGGCUGUGACCUCGGGGAACAUCUGCUCAAUUCUGGACUAGAUGUUCCUCAGGUUCUGGUCAGCUGCUCGGAGUUCCUGGAGCAGCACGGAGUGGUGGACGGCAUCUACCGGCACUCCGGAGUCUCCUCCAACAUCCAGAAACUACGUCAUGAAUUCGACAGUGAGAUAGUUCCCGACCUCACUAAGGGAAUCUACAUGCAAGACAUCCACUGUGUCGCCUCCUUGGGUAAACUGUACUUCCGAGAGCUGCCCAACCCCCUGCUCACCUACCAGCUGUACGACAAGUUUGCAGACUGUAUGGGAGAAAUGACUGACGAUGAACGCAUGGUCAAAGUCCAUGAUGUCAUCCAACAGCUACCCCCUCCUCACUACAGAACCCUGGAGUAUCUGAUCCGCCACCUAUCGAGGCUGGCUACGAGGAGCGGAGAAACCAACAUGCACAUCAAGAACCUGGCUAUUGUUUGGGCUCCCAACUUACUGAGGUCCAAGGAGAUCGAGACUGCCGGCCUGGUGGGUUCUGACCCCUUCAGGGAGGUUCGGGUCCAGUCGGUCAUUGUGGAGUUUCUCUUGAGCCAUGUCAAUGUGCUAUUCUCCGACUCGUUCACUUCUGUUGGAAAAUUCACACAAGCCCCAGGCCAGCUGCACCUGGCCAGACCCAAGUCCUUCGUGUCGGCGCGGCUCCUCUCUCUGGAGGAAGCCCAGGCCCGCACCCAGGCCCCUCUCAUGCUGCAGGCUGCCCCCCUGCACCCCCUGCACCCCCUGCAGGAGCAGUACCACACGGUGCUGGCGGUCCAGGACAACAGGGCUAAGAAGGUUAUAAAAGGAAGGAAGACUGCGGCAAGCUGGAAAACUAUUUUUGAUUUCGGAAAACCAAUGAGAAUCGGCUCCCUGUUCCAGCCAAACAUGGCUCACUUUGGUUGCCGCGUUGACAGCGUGACCCUGAGGUCUGCCAAGAGUGAGGACAGCCUGUCCUCGCAGCACAGCGGCUCAGGAUCCGCUCAGUACCUGCGGUCGCGGCGUCCCCGACCAAGCAGCGACGGGCUGUCGUUGGGCGCCAGCGUCAACAUGGAGUCCGCCUGGCCACACCCUAACGCACGCCUGUCCUCCAGCCGCUCCUACGACAGCCUGCUGCCCAGAGACCACAGCCUUGGGAACCAGGGGGAGACGGGAGAAGACGGGGACGAUGAAGAAGAGGAGGGAAUCUACUCCAUGCCUGAAAUACCGAGUCAGGGGAUCGCGUCCCGCUGGAUGGCAGAAGACCUGGACGACUUCAGCCCCACCUUCCCGGACGACCGGCCCCUGGGACUGGGCUCCACCAGGACCUCCCCGCCCUCCGGCCGGCACGCCGCCUAUUACCACGGCCGCCGGCCCCCUCGCCCAAUCACGGAGGACCCCGACUCUGUGCUCAACCAAUCGGAAGCCAUCGCCCGGAGGAGCCUGAUCCUGGCGGCGACGGCUCCGCCCCAGCAGGCGUUUGUCCAGCACCAGGCCUCCCACAGCUGCCCGGUGCAGGGGGACCUGAGCGGCCAGAGACCUGCGGACGCCCACCAGCCCCACGAGAGGAUCUCCUUCACCAAGAAGAUGGUUCACGCCCUCUCCCCCAAGACCAGCAAGGCUCCCACGCUGGACAUCUCUCAGCCCGUCGCCAUCAGCGUCCCCGCCAAGGUCUUGGAGAUGAUUGGCGGCCGUGCCGGCGAAUCACAGCACUUGGCCACUUCUGAUUCGCCGCAGUCACCCCAAAUGAUCUCCAUGCUGCUGAGGUCGUGUGACAUUCAGCUGAGUGACACCUGUCAGCAAGAGCUCAACAGUAAGCUCGGGGCCACAGCUCUGGGGAUGGCUAAAGGUGAGGAAGGGAUUCAUUCGUUCCCGGCGUUGUGUUUAUUGGUCCGAUUAAGGAUCCGAUGGACAAACUGUUUCAUAUGUUUCACACACAACGGUUUAUCGCUUCAUUUUAUAGGUCCCAUAUUACCCCACCAUCUACCCUCCCUCGAUGCCCCAGGUCCUAACGGAGCCCCCCCGGCGGUCCAGAAGCCCCCCCUGCCCAAGAACCCGGCCCGCCUGAUGGCCCUGGCCCUGGCGGAGAGUGCCAACCGGGCGGAGGGCGCCAACCGGGCGGAGGGCGCCUUGCUGCCCUACAGACCGCCUCAGACCGGCUACAGACCCCCGCCGCACCCGGGCUACUCUCACCAGGAUCCAGAGUCCAAUCAGCAGCCAGGCCUGUCCCCUGAGGCGAAACCACCCCCUCCCUAUUCCACUGAGCCCAAGCACGUGGACAUGGGAACCCUCUCCUCGACGACCUCCGGCUCCGACCCCGUGACCUCCGACCUCUCCCGGGUCAACUCCUCGGAGGACGACCAGAGCUCCGACCCGUUCUACAGCAGCGUCCACGUCGCCUCCCGGGACAGCCCCGUGCGGACGGACCGCCCGCAGCCCCCGGCCUACGGGCGCCAGCUCUCCGCCCCUCCGUCGACGGCGAGCGGCGCCGGGGCCAACGCCAACGCCGCCGCCACCACCGGCCUCCGCCAGCAGAGCGACUCGGUGCCCCAGCUCUGCUCCGGCGCCCCCCAGCCCGCCGGCGGACCCCCCUCCCAGCCCCAGCUGCACCACUCCAGCUCCGAGAGCUCCCCCCUCUCCAGGGCCCGCCUCCCCCCGCCGUCGGGCCGGCCCAGGGUCCCCGCCAAGCCCUCGGACCUAGUGGCCCCCAAGAGGGAGCCCCCCUUUCAACGGGGGGGCCGCGACCUGCCCCUCCAGGUGGCCCCCGCGGGGCCCCAGAGGGAGCCACCGCACCCCUUCGCCCGGACCAACCUGCGGCGCUCUCUGGACUCGGGGAGGGUGCGCUGUCUGAUCGGCCCGCCCGACUUCCAGAGCCCCUUGGUGCGGGCCUUCUCGGAGCGGCUGGGCGGGGUUCCGGACAAGCUGGCCCGCUACCACGCGGCUCAGGCGGCCAAUCAGCUGGGGGCCGGCGGCCCGCCUCCCUCCGCACUGGCGCUGGCGGCCCAGCACCACUUUGCACAGGCCAGCAUCAAGGCGGAGCGUCUGCGGGACAAGCAGAACCCGUACCACGAGAUCGGGGGCCCCGAGGGGGAGGAGCCCUACCCCUUCCGCCCGCCCAGUUACUCCAGGCACGCCUUCGGCCCCCCCCGGCCCGACCUGGAGGGAGGCCUUUUCCCCGCGCCCCGCCUCCAGCCCCGCCCCCAGCCCCACUCCUCCCCCGAGGCCUACCAUGGCCCCGCCCCCUCCCACCACGCCCUCCCAGAGGCGAGCCACUUCCCGCCCUCCCACGGCGACCCGGGCCCGCCCCCGCAAGCGUCGUUCAGCAGGCUGCCGGCCGGCAGCGAGAUGCACCCCAUCCCGGCCUCCUGCUUCAGCGCCCUCGCCCCCGCCGCCGCCGCCGCCGCCGCCUCCCGCACGUUCUCCUCGCCGCGUAAGGCGCGCCACGCCCCCGCCGCCGCCUCUCUGCACGCCUCCAACCCCCCCAACCCGCAGCCCGCCCCGCUGCACCCCUACUUCGAGAACGGCCGCGUGUGUUACCGCGAACAGCCCGAGGACGCGCCGGCGACCGCCGCCGCCGCGCACAGCACCAAGAGGCCGGCGCCCCCCGCCCGACGCCACGGCCCCCAGCGGCCCUACAGACCGCCCGCGGAGCCCCGGCAGCCCGUCUACGUCAACUACCCCUUCAGCCUGUCGCCGUCCGCCGCCCCUCCCCCGGCGGCGGCCUCCUCCUCCGUGGCGCUCCCCGUGGGCCGGGGCUGGGCCACCAGCGACCUGGACACCCCCCGGGAGCGCUCGCCGCUCACCUCGCCCGGGGACAGCCGCUCCUCCGGCUCCCUCCCGUCCCCCCCGGGGAGCGGCGGCGGCGGCGACCGGGCUCCGGGGGGGCACGACCGGGGGCCGUGCACGGCGGCGGCGGCGGCCAAGCGCUCCUGGUCCGAGGACGAGGACGCCGAGCCGCUCUCGGGUCACAACCUCGCCGAGCUGCUCAUGGCCAAGAUGGCGGCGGAGGAGGACGGCAACGAGGCGGACAGCGACAGCCCGAGCCGCCCCGGCCCCUCCUCCUCCUCCUCCCGCCGCCAGACGCACUUCAGGGGCCGCCAGUACCCGGGCGCCGACGCCGUCCCCCCGCCGCCGCCGCCCUACGCCGCCGCCUUGUUCAGCUGCUCCUCCUUCCAGCAGGCGGGGGCCUCGCGCCGCGCCUCCUCGGGGGGCGGGGGCCAGUACCACCGCCAGGCCUAUGACGUCCACCCCCCCCAGGACCCCUUGCUGCGGUUCCAGCGGGCCCCCGACCCGCCGUCCCGUCUGAACCCCCGCUCGCACAGCUCGCGCAGCUGCCACAACCCGCUCUACCCUCCCCGCCGCUCCGCCCACGCCUACCCGCCCCCGGGGCUCUUCGGCCUCCCCAGCGGCGACCCCGGGGGCUACCUGGCCCAGAACAUGCACCAGGCGGCGGCCGCGGGGCCACGCCCGCCCCACCCGGCUCAGGGCUCCCCCCCGGGGGAGACGGCGCCGGAGACGUCGGCCCUGAGAGGGGUGGUGGGGCAGAACGGGGUGCCGGGGGCCAAGUGGAGCCAGACGCGGUCCUACUGCUAG
Messenger RNA from Gadus chalcogrammus (walleye pollock), 7747 nucleotides. It is a transcript of the gene arhgap33, whose product is annotated as Rho GTPase activating protein 33. Lineage: Eukaryota; Metazoa; Chordata; Actinopteri; Gadiformes; Gadidae. The transcript has 27 exons. Gene Ontology annotation, molecular function: phosphatidylinositol binding; GTPase activator activity; protein binding. Gene Ontology annotation, biological process: small GTPase-mediated signal transduction. Bases 2219 to 7747 code for a protein of 1842 amino acids. The record is from RefSeq and is a predicted model, not a curated record. Gene Ontology annotation, cellular component: cell cortex; nucleoplasm; actin cytoskeleton.